Solanum stenotomum is the source of this 548-nucleotide messenger RNA. RefSeq lists its product as uncharacterized. NCBI's taxonomy places the organism in Eukaryota, Viridiplantae, Streptophyta, Magnoliopsida, Solanales, Solanaceae. The record is from RefSeq and is a predicted model, not a curated record. The transcript has a single exon. The annotation marks the transcript as partial.
AAUUUUUAAAAAAUCCAAAAAUGCCUACCGGAGAAAAUUCCGAUCAUAUUUCUCAAGAACCAAAUAAUAUAUUUCUUCUUGCUAAAAUUAUCAUCAAUUCCUUCAAAAUUUCUCUAUUUUCCACCAAAAAAAUUUCAUUUUUAAUUUUCUUUUUCCUUUCAUUUCCACUCUCUUUUUUUCUCUUCUUAUUAUCCUUCCUCACUUUCCCUUUAAAAAAUAGAAUUCAACAUCUUGAAGAAAUAUCAUUAUUUUCAUCUAUACAUGUUGAGUCCAAACAUCUAUUAGAAGAAGCAAAUGAAGAAGCUAAGUCUUUGCUAUUUUUGAAAAUUCUAUUUCUCUUUCCUACUUUUUUACUCUCCCUUUUUACUGCGGUCACCGCGGUAAAUGUCGCGUUUUCCGUAUGUUCCAACGGAAAACCGACUGUUCUAACGGCUUUUACUGCAGUAAAAGCCGUUUGGAUACGGGUCGGGGCUACUACGAUGUGCGUUUACGUGAUCAUGCUAGCGUGUGGCAUUGUGCCCGGGAUGCUCGUGGCGUUUCUCGAGACC